Saccharomyces paradoxus is the source of this 4869-nucleotide messenger RNA. It is a transcript of the gene BUD3, whose product is annotated as Bud3p. The record is from RefSeq and is a predicted model, not a curated record. The coding region runs from base 1 to 4869 and encodes 1622 amino acids. Gene Ontology annotation, molecular function: guanyl-nucleotide exchange factor activity. Lineage: Eukaryota; Fungi; Ascomycota; Saccharomycetes; Saccharomycetales; Saccharomycetaceae. The transcript has a single exon.
AUGGAGAAAGACCUGUCGUCUCUCUACUCUGAGAAGAAGGACGGAGAGGACCAUGAAGCCCCAUUUAACAUCAAAUUAUCCAAAUCCGUUCUCGUGACCACGCCGCAAAAUAGCCAUUCACUGUUAGAUGAUAACAAAUCGCUCUCACAAUGGACAGAUGAUGUGUUCACUCAAUCGGUAUUUUAUCACGGGUCAGACGACUUGAUAUGGGGAAAAUUUUUUGUCUGUGUGUACAAGUCGCCUAGCAACAAUAAGUUGAACGCUAUAAUAUUCGACAAAUUGGGAACGUCAUGCUUCGAAUCCGUGGAUGUAUCUACUGGUUCGCAGUACUAUCCGGCCAUUGAGAAUUUGAGUCCAAGUGAUCAGGAAAGUAAUGUUAAGAAAUGCAUUGCCGUCGUGCUGCUACAGCGCUACCCGUUGCUUUCGCAAUCAGACUUAUCGCAAAUCUUGUCCAACAAAUCGGAAAAUUGUGACUACGAUCCCCCUCACGCUGGAGAUUUGGCUAGCAGUUGCCAAUUAAUAACUGCAGUCCCUCCAGAAGAUCUAGGGAAGCGCUUCUUUACAUCAGGGCUUCUGCAAGAUAGAUUUGUCAGUUCUGCCCUGCUGGAUGUUAUUUAUGAAAACAGCGAAUCCACCAUCGAGUUGAAUAAUAGGCUGGUAUUUCACCUUGGUGAACAACUUGAGCAACUUUUUAAUCCAGUGACAGAAUACUCACCAGAACAGACAGAGUACGGUUACAAGGCUCCAGAUGAUGAACUACCUACGGAAUCAGAUGGCGAUCUUGUGAAGGCCAUUUGCAACGAGCUAUUGCAAUUACAAACAAAUUUUACUUUCAGCUUGGUAGAAUUUUUGCAAAAGUUCCUGAUCGCCUUGAGAGUCAGAGUACUGAAUGAAGAAAUUGAUGGAUUAUCUACUACAAAAUUGAACCGACUCUUCCCGCCCACAAUAGACGAAGUCACGAGAAUCAAUUGCAUCUUUCUAGACUCGUUGAAAACAGCAACCCCUUACGGUUCCCUCGAAGUGCUCAAAGCAUGCAGCAUUACCAUUCCUUAUUUCUACAAGGCAUACACAAGACAUGAAGCAGCCACGAAAAAGUUCAGCAAAGAUAUUAAGUUGUUCAUCAGGCAUUUCAGCAAUGUAAUUCCAGAAAGAGAGGUUUACACGGAAAUGAAAAUCGAAAGCAUAAUUAAGGGACCCCAGGAAAAACUGCUGAAGCUAAAGCUUAUUAUAGAGAGACUGUGGAAGUCAAAGAAAUGGAAACCGGAAAAUCAGGAAAUGGCCAAAAAAUGCUACGACAAUAUUAUAGAUGUCAUCGAUUCAUUUGGAAAGCUGGACUCCCCGCUCCAUUCCUAUAGUACAAGAGUAUUCACUCCAUCGGGAAAAAUUCUCACAGAAUUAGCCAAGUGCUGGCCUGUGGAACUACAAUACAAAUGGUUGAAAAGAAGGGUAGUUGGUGUGUAUGAUGUAGUGGAUUUAAAUGAUGAAAGCAAGAGAAAUUUACUGGUCAUAUUCAGUGAUUAUGUGGUUUUCAUCAAUAUACUAGAGGCAGAAAGUUAUUACACUUCAGAUGGGUCAAACAGGCCCUUAAUCUCAGAUAUUUUAAUGAACUCAUUGAUCAACGAAGUCCCAUUACCCUCCAAGAUCCCUAAGUUGAAAGUGGAACGUCAUUGCUACAUAGAUGAGGUUCUGGUUUCCAUAUUGGACAAAAGCUCUCUGCGUUUUGAUCGCUUAAAGGGAGAAAAUUCUUUCUCAACGGUAUGCAAAUUGUCCUCUACUUUUAUCUCUUCUUCGUCGGUGGCUGACUUGAUUACAAAGGCUAGAAUUUUGGAAAAAGAUACUGCAUUUCAUCUAUUUAAAGCUAGUAGAAGUCAUUUCACAUUGUAUUCUACUGCUCACGAGCUUUGCGCUUAUGAUGCCGAAAAAAUAAAAUCAAAAUUUGCCUUAUUCCUGAACAUACCACCAUCCGAGGAGAUAUUAGAAGCCAACAAACUUCAUUUGGCUUUGUUUGCAAGAUUUCGUAACAAUGGUGAUAGCGAUAACCUCGUAAUCUUGGACAUCUUAACCAAACAUGAGAAUAAACAUAUAGAAGUCACUUCUGAUAACAUCGUUUUCACCAUAAUUAAUCAAUUGGCCAUUGAGAUACCGAUAUGCUAUUCUUCUUUGAAGUCAUCCAUGGCCGAAGAUUUACUCUGUGUAAAUGAGAAUUUGGUAAAGGAUUUAGAACGUCAAUUGAAAGAGGUCAAGGGUCGUUCAACGAACGAACAUAAGGCUAUUGAUAGCAAUGUUUCCAAUGCAUCUACCUUUGAUGCUACUCACGAGAAGAAAAGAUCAUACGGCACCAUAACAACAUUCAGAAGCUAUACAAGCGACUUAAAGGACAGCUCAUCAGGCAAUAAAGGUAAACUUACAAAGGGGACUAAGGAAAUUUCACCAGUGAAACCCACAAAAAAGCCCGCGAAAAAGCCAAGAGAAGUUCAAAAGAAGACCAAAACAGAGGCCUCUAAGGCAGGCCAUAUGAAAAAGAAACCCCCCAAGAAAAGUAAAGGAUUUUUUGGUGUGUUAAAAAAUGUUUUUGGAAAUAAAAGCAAGAGUAAGCCUUUACCAGUUCAGAGGGAACCUAAAAAAAUUCCACAAAGACACCCUAAAUCACCAGUGAAGAAGCCGACAACCUUAGAAAAAAAGUCUUCCUCUAAAAGGGCAGUCGUUGCAUCGUCCAAAAUUGAAAAAAAAAGCAAUUCUUCUUCCACAAAAGAAUCGCAAAGUGCCAAAUCUUCUCUUGAAGCCGUUGAAUUCAAAUCUCGUGAUUUAAUCGAAAAAUCACCUGAUGUUGAAAAAGGCCCACAUCCUCAAGAAAAUACCAGGAUAUCUUCAGUAGUAAGGGACACCAAAUUUGCCUCCUACAUUCCCUUUCAACCUGUGGAGCCAAAAGCGGACCAAAGCAUAAAACAAGGCAACCCUUCUAAUUUUGCAGACGUGGAAAGAUCUGCGUCUUCUCAUCCUGAAAAACCGGAUGUUGAGACAGAAGAUCAAAUAAAGGAGAAGGCGGCGGAAUCGUCACAAGUUCACGGGAAAGAAGAACUGCCGGACCUUGCCGAGAUGGCUACGACAAAUAGAGUCCCGGCAAUUCUGACUGGGGAUCAAAAUAUUGAUACCCAAAGUGAAGCUCUGCGUGCGGAAGAUGUGGCAAACGUAGAUGAUAAUAAUGAAAACAGACAGAAUGAAAGUAGAGUGUUUAAUGAUGACCUCUUUGGUGACUUUAUUCCUAAGCGUUCCGGUAGCGAACAGGACAACAUUAGCGGCUCGAACAGUUUGUUUCCAGAGGGAGAGAUUCUCCAAAAAAAAGGCGUAAUAAAUCCAAACUCUAAUAUGUCUUCCAGAACUGAUGACGAUGCAUCUACAUUGACGCAGAAAUUCUCUUCACGAGCAGAUAAAACGCCGACUGAAAAUCCUUAUGAUUUAAAAGAUACCAACAAUGAAUCGAAGGACGUAAUAUUAGGAGAAGAUCACAAAGACAAAGCGACAGCGGAAGAAACGACUAAACCAAAAAACCUAGUGGAAAAAAGAGCAGAACGGAAAGAAAUAUUCCCCACUAUUCCCAGGUUAGUGCCGCCAGCCUCAAAAAUAAACUUUCAAAGAUCACCAUCCUAUAUUGAGCUCUUUCAAGGUAUGAGGGUUGUUUUAGAUAAGCAUGAUGCUCAUUAUAACUGGAGACGCUUGGCUAGUCAAGUCUCCUUGAGCGAUGGACUAAAAGUUAAUACUGAGGACGAUGCGCCAAUCGCAAAUAAAUCUCAUGGCGAUAUCAACGCAGAAAGAAUGACUCAAAUUUCUGAAGCGGUUGAGGAUGAAAUGCAGCAACCUAUCCCAACUUAUUUACCUAAGGGGGAUUUAUGUGACUCGAGUAUUGAAAACGGAGAUGACAAAUUCUUCGAAAUUGAGGAGAAACUCAAGGAAGAAUUGAAGGGCAGCAAAACCGUUAAUGAAGAUGCCGGUAGUAAUAACCUACCUCAUUCUAUCCCAAAAAUUGAGAAGCCGCCAGCAUUCAAAGUUAUUAGAACAUCGCCUGUAAGAAUUAUUGGUAAGACCUUUGAAGAUAUUAGAAAGAAUGAAAAUGCUUCUCCAUCUGAUCUUUCAUUCACUUAUGACACUCAUAAUGAGGAUGAACCUGACAAAAGACUGAUGGAGUUAAAAUUUCCGUCCCAAGAUGAAAUUCCAGACGACAGGUUCUAUACUCCAGCAGAGGAACCCACUGCUGCAUUUCCAGUGGAGGAACUCCCAAAGACUUUGCGAAAUGUUGACAUUACAACUUCUAAUAACAAGAGUACAGAUGAUAAGUUGAAUAAGAGUAUUGAACAAAACCCUACCGAACUGUUGGAUGAUUUAGAAUUCAGUUCAUUUAAUAUAGCAUUUGGAAAUACCUCGAUGAGUACUGAUAAUGUUAAAGAUUCAUCCGAUUCGAGUUCGAAUAAAACAGUAUCAGAAAAUGCUACGAAAGUUCAAGAGUCUCCUAGUGGACCGUUAAUCUAUGUUUUGCCCCAAAGUUGCACAAAGCGUGAGAAAGAGGGAUUCCUUCGAAAGAAGGAAAAUAACGAGCCCAUUUGGGUUUCUCCUAGCAAAAUUGACUUUGCUGAUCUAAGUAGGAGAACGAAAGCAUUGACACCAGAACGUAACACUGUUCCUUUGAAAAACAACGACGGUAGAACAUAUAAAAAUGUUGAAGGUGGGUCUAUCGGCAACAUGACAAAUAUAUUGUUAUCUAAAGAUGCUUCAUACGCAUAUCUGACAGAUUUUGUUGCGUUAAGUGAUAAAGAAGAUGGGGAUGGGAAGGAGAGUUACGUGCUCGACGGCCCAGAGAGACUGAAAUUUUAUUGA